GAGGGAAUACUCAUAUUUCAUUUAUUUUUGUUUCAAAUCGAAAUCACAGCGUAUAACUCAAAUCAAACAAAAUCAACGAUGCAAAGAGGCAAAGAAUCGGCGGUGUUGAGAAUAAUUCCGGCGUAGUAGUGGAGAACAGCUCCGAUACUUGAGGAUGAUAACGCGAUCGAAGUUGGCGGAGCAGCUUAGAGAGUAUCAGACUCGAUCCAAGCACGAUUGGCCUUCCUUUUCCUUAUUCUCCUCCACCUCCAAUCUCGCCUCUUCUAGGGUAGAUGUUGCAAUCUUUGUCAUAUGGGAGCUUGUCAUUUUAGCAAUCUUCGUCUUCUCAGUUGUUUCGUUAUAUUUUAGGCAUUUAAGGCUAGCUGUGCUUUUGCUGUGUAUUACACUAGUAUCGGUUUUAUGUAUGAAAAUCACAAAGCAAGUUAGACUGGCUCGGAAGAAGCAGCGGAGGAUGCUUUUACCAUUGUCUAUGUAGCCUGUCACUUCUCUGGAAACUUUUCUCAAAAGAAUCGACUCUUUAAAUUUUCCUGAGGAAGUGCUUUCUGGUCCGUAGCGUUUCGUUUGAUUGAUUUAUAUGGAAUGUAAUACUAUCACUUGAAUCUUGCUGAUUAGGAAAUGAAUUUAGUAAAUCCUCUUGACACA
Salvia splendens (bonfire salvia) is the source of this 642-nucleotide messenger RNA. RefSeq lists its product as uncharacterized. The record is from RefSeq and is a predicted model, not a curated record. Lineage: Eukaryota; Viridiplantae; Streptophyta; Magnoliopsida; Lamiales; Lamiaceae. Bases 155 to 475 code for a protein of 106 amino acids. The transcript is spliced from 2 exons.